UUAAAAGCAUGCAGUAGUUUUUGAAAAGUUACUUAAUAGGCUUGAGUAUUUUAUUCGAUGGUUUUCUACACAAUAAUAAAAAAUUAUUAAUUUUAUCGCUCAAUUUCGUUACUUUAAUGAGGCUGAUCUUAUUAUUUGUAAACUCUUUAAAGCGGAAAAAGAAAUGCAAAUCUCGCCGAUAAAUUUGAUUGUUAUUUUUUUUAAACCCUUUUUCAUUAUCUACUUUGACUGUUAUUCAAACGAAAAAGUUCUGUGAUAAUGUAUUCCGGUGAUAAUAUUCACAACAUAAAUCCCUUUCAAACGACAAAUCAGCCAGUUCGUCAAGAAACAAUACUGCAAUGGGCAUCAAGGGAUUUAACAAAUUUAUGGACGAUGAGGACAAGCGAAUCGGAAUUUACGAAGAUUUUAAUAUUUACAAUAAAAAUAUCAUUAUUGAUGGAUGCGGACUUGUCUAUCUUCUGUAUUUCAAAAGAAACAUUCCUUACGAAUUUGGAGGAGAUUAUAGCCAGUAUGCCACAGUUGUAAGAAAAUACUUUGAAACUCUUAUGAAAUUCAAAAUUACACCAAUUGUUGUUUUUAAUGGCUGCUACGGAAACUCAGCUGACGAGUCUGAAAAGCAUAUGCAACGACAUAAAACCCGACUGAAUCAUAUUAACAAUUACUUAAAUAAAAAAAUUCAUUCUUCCUUUACUCCCAUCAACCAUUACGAAGUUUUCAAAGAUAUUCUUUUGGAGAAAAGGAUAGCCCAUGUCCAGUGCGAUUACGGCGGUGAUGAAAAGAUAGCAGCCUUCGCUACUCAUUACAAAUGCCCUGUUCUUGCUGAAGACAGCGAUUUUUACAUAUACGACUUACCGUAUGGUAUCAUAAGGUUCUCACACCUUGAUGACGCUCUAAAAGUAGAGGAAGAAAUUAAAACCAACACGAUGAUGUGUAAAAUUUAUAAAGUGGUAAAAUUUCAAAAUAAGUAUUUUAUAAAAGAUAAAAGAAACCUAUCAUUGUUUGCUGCUUUAGUGGGAAACGAUUAUGCAAAUUUCACAUAUUUUAAAUAUUUCUAUAGAAUUAAAAACUGGAGCAAAGACCAUAGAUUUAAUGAUGUGCUUAUAUGGCUUAAAAAUAAAACAUUUGCUCAGAGUAAUAAUGAAGUGCUCAAAAUUUACAAAGGGAAUAAAAGCAUAAAAAACAAAAUCGAAUAUGUUAUUAAGAAUUAUGAGUUUCAGCUGGCCGAAGGAGAACGAUUGAGCAGUAUUUUAGAAGGAAUAAUUUCCAAUGACAGUGAGAGAAUUUUUGAAAAAAGUAAAAUUAAAACAAAUUGUAGUACCACAAACAAGAAAACCUUGCCUAAGGAAUUAGUUGUUGCUUUUCAUAAAGGUUGUAUCUCGUCUACGCUAUUAAAUAUUAUUACUACACAUGAAAGUUUCCUGCAUGCUCAAAUUGAAGCAUUUUCUAAACCUAAUUCUAGCAGCUAUUCUUGCUCUCGUUACAUCAGAAAAAUAACUUAUAGCAUACUGUCACAGCACGAACCGGGUAGUUUCGAAAUUCAUAAGAACAACUGUUUAAGGGAAAUUAUAGAGCACGAUUGGUCAAAUCAAAGAGUAUUCUUAAAAUUAUGCUCUAAGCUUGAAAUUGGUGGUUUGGAGAAAAACAUACCGAAGUUGUCGGAUAUAUAUGAAGCCCAAACCAAUUACAGAGAUUUCCUUUCUGCCGUGUUGGGAGUGGAUGAAAAUUUCUUACAAGGUAUUCAAAAUAAUUUGCAACUUCUGUUUGGAAGCAUAAUAUAUUGGCUUUUGAAUUCAGAACCAAAACCAACGAAAUACUUUUUGCCUGCGCUUUUGAUUUGCAUCAUAUAUUAUCAAAUAAAAGAAAACAAUUUACGAGAAAACGCAGCCGAUGGGAAAGAAACAGAAGACAUGGAGACUCUUCCUACACGAGUGGCUGAAAACUUCAAUAAAUAUUUACAAAAACCUGAGCGUACCCAACCGACAAAUGUAAAACGUAUCAUUGACAACUACAGUCAACUGCAAACAUGCAUCUGGAGUGUUGGUGCUUUAAACUCGUUAUUAAAGCGACCAUUUGAUCCCUCAAAACUUUGUGAAUAUUUGAACGGUACUAUGCUUUAUAACUUGACUAUGAAGCUAGAAUCUGGAUCAAAUUCUGAAUCAUUAGUUAGAACAUUCUUCCGAGGAGAAGUUGCUGCUAGAUUGUUUGAAUUGUAUAUGAAUAAGAUUAAUACAAAAAUACAAGCUAAUUACUUUGAGGGGGCUUAAAACGGAAAAGAACUUGUCUUUUUAACUGUUUUAAAUUUAUACAAACCAUUCGAUGGAUUAACGUUCGUAAAACAGAAAACUAAUGAUUUAUACUAGGUUAUUGAAUUGUAGUUGGCAAAAAGAAUAAAUGAUUCGCUAGAAAA
Parasteatoda tepidariorum (common house spider) is the source of this 2407-nucleotide messenger RNA. RefSeq names its product single-strand DNA endonuclease ASTE1. The record is from RefSeq and is a predicted model, not a curated record. Gene Ontology annotation, molecular function: nuclease activity. Lineage: Eukaryota; Metazoa; Arthropoda; Arachnida; Araneae; Theridiidae.